This is a messenger RNA of Dacryopinax primogenitus, 2061 nucleotides long. RefSeq names its product serine/threonine specific protein phosphatase. Gene Ontology annotation, cellular component: nucleus; cytoplasm. The transcript has 3 exons. The coding region runs from base 122 to 1036 and encodes 304 amino acids. The record is from RefSeq and is a predicted model, not a curated record. Gene Ontology annotation, molecular function: protein serine/threonine phosphatase activity. Gene Ontology annotation, biological process: double-strand break repair via homologous recombination; peptidyl-serine dephosphorylation. NCBI's taxonomy places the organism in Eukaryota, Fungi, Basidiomycota, Dacrymycetes, Dacrymycetales, Dacrymycetaceae.
ACGACGACGACAAUCACUACCGACACCCAAACUAGUGCAUAUACUUAUCAUUUCGCUGGGUAUUACGAUAGAAACAAGUAAAGUCUAGGAAGAACACUGUGGAAUUGAAGUGAGGAGUAGCAUGGACGACCUCGAUCGGCAGAUCGAGCAGCUCAAACGAUGCGAAAUCCUCCCCGAGCCAGAAGUACGACUUCUAUGCCUCAAAGCGCGCGAGUUGCUCAUCGAGGAGGGCAACGUCGUCUAUGUUGACUCGCCAGUAACAGUCUGCGGAGACAUACAUGGGCAGUUCUUUGACAUGCUCGAACUGUUCUUCAUCGGCGGGUGGUGUCCAGACACCAAGUAUAUCUUCAUGGGCGACUUUGUCGACCGAGGGUUCUACAGCGUCGAGACCUUUCUCCUACUCCUCGCCUUGAAAGUCCGGUAUCCAGACCGCAUGACCCUAAUUCGAGGGAACCACGAGUCCCGUCAGAUCACACAAGUUUACGGCUUCUACGACGAGUGCACACGCAAGUAUGGGUCCGCGACCGUCUGGCGCUACUGCUGUGACGUGUUCGACUACCUUGCCCUCGGGGCGCUGGUCGACGGCCGCAUCUUCUGCGUACAUGGAGGUUUAUCCCCCAGCAUCCAGUAUCUGGACACGAUCCGCGCGAUAGACCGGAAGAUGGAAGUCCCGCACGAUGGGGGGAUGUGUGACUUACUCUGGUCAGACCCGGACGAUAUCGCUGGUUGGGGCCUGUCACCGCGUGGUGCAGGCUUCCUCUUUGGAGCAGACGUCGUCCGCACCUUCUGUCACAGUAACGACGUCGACCUGAUCGCGCGCGCACACCAGCUCGCUAUGGAGGGCUACAAGCUCAUGUUCGAAAAACGGAUCGUUACUGUCUGGAGCGCGCCUAACUACUGCUACCGUUGCGGGAACGUAGCGAGCAUAAUGUCGCUGCACGAGAACCUGGACCAGGAGUACAAAAUCUUCACCCACGCCGCUAUCGAAUCUUACUCCGUACCUGCUAAACGUCCGCCAGCAGAGUACUUCCUAUAGAGUGUCUAUUCAUAAGCUAUGGGGUUGCGUCGAUAUGGGUUGUGUAAUUCUACUCCGGGUUGCUGGUGGUUGUUUUCACACUUCGGAUUGUGUUCUCCGGCACUGUAUUCUAAACUAUAAAGAAGUAGCAAAUAGAGUAAUAUUAUGUCCUGCAUGCUCUAUCGCCCUUCUCCCAUCGCAGGAUGGCUCCAGCUCACAGCUCAUACUGUUCCAGGCCCAUAAACCUCUCCACACCGCCUCUCGAAUGCCUGCACCAUCUUCCCACUAACCUUAUCGAAGAACGCCUUUGCAAGCACGGCAUGCAGUGGGUUGGAAAAGCUAUAAGAGAGGUCGAUGGUGAGGAGUGUCGGGCCUGUGAGCGGAUCUGCGACGGGGGCGGGUGUUGGGGUGUUGGGGUGUGAAGGGGAGGAGGAGGAGAAAGACCAUGUCGUAACGAGUGACUUGAACAGAGGGAUCUGGGAGGUUGCGGUCGCCUAGCAAAAACGAUCAGCAAGCUCGGAAUUAUACAUAUUCUUCACGGGCUUUACCUGCACCAGCUCGUACGGUCGACCAAUUACCCUGCUCACGUACUGCUCUUUCACACCCAUGAACCCGACUUCGAGCUCGGCGUCGCACUCCAUCUCCAUCUCAUCCGCCUUGGAUGAACUGAUACCAGACCCUGCUCCCAAAUCUCUAGCACCAUCGGGGAGCGUACGUGCUAACGGGCGGUAUGUAGGACCGGAGAGGAUACGUGCCCCAACACAGUAGGGGAUGAACUGGGGAUAGGAAGGGAUGUCCGCUACCAAGGCAUACAGUUGACGGCGAUCAUAUCUACCCGGUUGUCGUCAUGCUUCACGUAGACCAGAGUUGGGGAGAAAGGACGCACGGGAGGACCUUGCGCUCGUGAUAUGUUUGCACGUCCUCUUGUUCUCCACGCCCGGCUGAUGCAGCGACCUUUGCGAGGUCGGAGAGGGAUAGAAAUGACCGACGUUGUGCUAUCUGUGCAUUUCCUAGACUGCGGAGUGCUGGUGUGAUGGGGAGAGUGC